CGGCGGUUGUGUGUGUGUUUGUGGGUAUAAGAGAUUGAAUGAAAUAAAGAGUAUAAUCUUAGGCCAUCACGGCAUGGGACCCGCCCGGCCCUUUUUAUUUUUUAUUUUUUAUUUUUUGUUUUCCUUUUCCUUUCAUAAUUUCUCCUCUCUCUCUAUCACUACAGCUCUUCCUUUUGUCUCGUUGGCACUCUCUUAACCAUUCCACACCAUCAUAUAUACCAAUUCCAUUUUCCCUAUCUUUGGCGUGAGGAUAUUAUUAAUAGUACCCUCAUCUCCUAGUCCCAGCUCAAUACCCCCUUUUUCCUUCUCAUCAUUUUCUAUUUAUAAUUUCACAAAAACUAAAUAAAUUUGGAAAUCAUGUUCUUUACCUUUUCAUUAUUUCCUCUUCAUGAUUAUUAUUAUUAUUAUCAAACCACUACUACUACUCUUCCUCUUUCUUUUCUCUUCCUCCUCUUUCUUAACUACCUUUUCCCAAUCAUGGUUACUUUUUGUAGAAAAAGCGUCCACACUUUUUUAAGUCUAACCACUACUCCUCUUCAUCAUCAUAAUAAUGAUUAUGAUCAUGACGAGAUUAGUAAUAAUAAUAAUACUAAUAACCCCAUUAUUUCUCCAUUGACGACCACGAUUAAUUCCAAAACAACCGGAGGUUUUGGUACACUAGUCACUACCGAGGAGGAUGAAAACAUCACCAUACGAUGUCGUUCAACUAACGAUUUGGAGUCAACAGCUGCUUCUUCAUUCAAAGCCGAUCCUUCUUCGCCGUAUUUUUCCCCGUCGAAGACGAAGGAUCAUCAUCACGGCAGCAGCGGCCGUGGAAUGGGCUUCAUCGACGAUUUCGGCGCCGGCGUCAACGGUCUCACGUCCUGCACGGAGAGUCUUGGUUUCGAAAGCUCCGAUGAACGGAGGGUGGAAGAGGAUGAUCAUCAUGUCAUGGAUAGCGUCGGCGGCGAGGAGUUGACUUUGACCUCGAGGCCGUGGUCAACGUCGACUGCUACAAAAGCGAAAUGUGGUGGGAUUAGGAGGAGGAGUAUUAGGGAUCGUCAUCUGUAUCAAAACCAUGAAGUGAAGAAGUUUCCGCCGCCACUUUCUUCGCUUAACCAGAAUGGUCAACCUAGUUUUUAUCUCCAGGCGGUGAGAAAGGAGGGGAGGUUGGAGCUCACUGAGGUUAGGAUUCAUCGGCCGGAGAUUCUCCGAGCGUUUCGUGAAAAUGGACGGUUGAGAUUGCAAUUCAUAAGAGAUGACGAUGAUUGUGAUGAUGCAGAGGAAGAAGAGGAUUGCAAUGAUGAAAAAGUAGAAGAGAAAGAAAAAGAAGUUGUUCCGGAAGAGGUUAUUAUUUCGGAGGAGAAAAAAGAAGAAGAAGAAGAAAAAGAUGAUGGUGAUGAUGAUGACGAUCAGGAAAUGAAGAUUCCGGUGAGUAGCGGAGAAGGAUUACGGCGGUGUCACGAGGAGGUAGUGAACAACCACAACCACCAUCACCAUCACCAUGGCCAUCAGCACCAAGGCCACGGGCACAGCCGGAGCCACCACCAAUAUCAUCAACAUCAACACCACUUGCACGUGUGGAGACAGACGCAUUGUGUGACGACCAGGUGAAGUCACGUGUGGAAGGGAAUUAGUCUGGGGUGGCACGUACUCAGAGAAAGAGACAGCUAUUUCAUUUUAUUUUUUUCAUGGGCAGCAAAGAAAAGCAGAGAGAAUAUUGUUAUUGUUAUUAUAAUUAAUAAUAGAAAUAAUAUAUCAGAUCAGAGUACAA
Molecule: messenger RNA, 1753 nt
Organism: Cannabis sativa
Lineage: Eukaryota; Viridiplantae; Streptophyta; Magnoliopsida; Rosales; Cannabaceae
Exons: 1
Coding region: 358-1593 (411 amino acids)
Source: RefSeq, a predicted model, not a curated record